Messenger RNA from Cladophialophora immunda, 1718 nucleotides. RefSeq lists its product as uncharacterized. The coding region runs from base 422 to 1555 and encodes 377 amino acids. NCBI's taxonomy places the organism in Eukaryota, Fungi, Ascomycota, Eurotiomycetes, Chaetothyriales, Herpotrichiellaceae. The transcript has a single exon. The record is from RefSeq and is a predicted model, not a curated record.
CAACACCCAAAGCACUAACCUUGCCGGUGAGCUCUCUCAGAGAAACGAAAGCGAGAAUGAUGAGAAGAAGCAACGUCAAGCCUCCAACUCUCGCAGACCGAGAGCGGACACCUUCGCUCCACUGUCUCCUCGGCAAAGAGCAUUAACGCUCAUAAAGACACCCUCACCUUAAUAUUUCAUCAGGCUUGUUGAUUUCCCCUUGCCUGGGAGUUACAAGACCUUCCUUAUCUAUAAUGAGAGCCAGAAAUAGUAGCUGACACACUCACAGGUGUCGUAUUCGAGCAAUUAUGAUCUGCCUCUCGUGCCCGAUGAGUCAUGGGACGCCCUUCUCGUGCUCAGCUUCGCCAGCUCGAGACUCUCUUUAUCCCUCCUUCACCUCCUUCUAUACCAGAAAAGACAUCGAUUCUCAACCCCAGAGACCAUGUCACUCGCUCAGGACGGCGGGAUAGCUCUACAUGUCAGUCAAGAACGGGCAAUCGCCCACAGCAAAGCCCAAGCCGUUUCUCUUCGGCCAGCAGCUAUCGACGUUCUCUCGGAGAUUUUCUGCAUGGCUAACAUACCCGAGUCGUCUCUCGACCUUGUGCGCAGCGCCAUUAGGCGACACGCUCAAGUGGCAUUGCACUUCCACCCUGAUCGCCCCGUCGGCAGUCGUCUCGUCGCUCGGGGCCUCUUGGAGGACGGGAUCUACCGAAGUCAAUUUGAGACAGGCAUUUCGAACGGCAGCGUCUCCGCCCAUUCAGGUGGAUUCCGAGACCUGUGGGAGCGCUCUCUGUUCCAGGGGGCAUAUCACUCUGACGACGUCUCGCCCUCUCACCGGCCGAAGUAUGGCGCUCUUAACGUCAUGCGCAACUCAGAAGGCCCUGCUCCUCGCUUUGGAUCCUGCUAUUUGGUGCUCAAGCCUGAGGUCUCGGCGCGAUCGACAUUCACGUUUGGUGGGUCCCAGGCAGAACCAAAGUACCGUGGUACACUGGAUGAGUUUGACGCAGUCCUGUCAGCAUUGUUCGAGGAAUCUUUCACACGGGACUUUGCAUUGGGCGUCAGUGGCAUCCGACCACCGCAGCUGAUGGCACGUAUUCUAGAUCUCCAGGAGCCGCUCACGAACGUCUCGAGUGGCGCUCAGUGCCAUAAUCUCGACCACUUCAUCGAGGCUCAAGUCCAUGGCGACGUCCGCCUUGACCGAGACGUUGAAGCUCUGGUUGUUGAUCCCUCGUUCCAAGGCAGUGACGUCUGGCAGGACCUAGAGGGCAUGGCUGCAAAGUACCGGUUUCCCUUGCAUUCGCAUCAUGGGUUUUCCGUGAGGGUGGAGGAUGUACCAGUUGACCUUAGAGGGCCUUCUAUGCCGUCGCUGGCGGCGGCAAUAGCCAAAAAAGGCCAGCUCGAUGCAGAGGUGAUUGGCAGGGCUGUGAGAGGCUUGGUCACACAUCCCGAAUCAUGGUCAAGCAGGGGCACGCACGCCCAAGUCUUGCAAGAAAUGAAACUCAUCUGGCACGUGUUAGUGCGGGUCGGACGCCCGUAUGGCAGAAUCAUCGAUGCUGCAACUGCAGAAAUCAAGUAGGCAACCCAGUUGCAUCGGCAUUCUCACGGUCCCUUGGACGGUGGUGAACAUUCGAUUACUAGCAACGGUGGACUCGGUGGUUAAGCAUGUCAAGUUUAGCGGAGUGAGCUUCCCGUCUAGCUGCGGCCCUACCAUACAUCCUGACCACGUGCAUUGAUAUCCU